Messenger RNA from Pneumocystis carinii B80, 1869 nucleotides. RefSeq lists its product as hypothetical. The record is from RefSeq and is a predicted model, not a curated record. The transcript has 5 exons. NCBI's taxonomy places the organism in Eukaryota, Fungi, Ascomycota, Pneumocystomycetes, Pneumocystales, Pneumocystaceae. Gene Ontology annotation, biological process: fungal-type cell wall biogenesis; transmembrane transport. The coding region runs from base 1 to 1869 and encodes 622 amino acids.
AUGCUUAGAAGGAGUUUUUUUAUAUUAUUACUAUGUAUUUCAUCUGUUUUUUCAUUCCAGAAUCAUAUUUCAUUGGUUGAUAAUGUUUUUUAUUCAAGAAACUAUGAGUCAUGUUCAGAUAAUCCAUUAAUUGAGAUUACACAUUUUUCAGGGAAAUAUUAUCAUAAAGAACUAUUAAUGGAAUUUGAAAUGUCAGGAAAAAGUUCAGUGGAUGAUAAGAUAAUGAUAACAUUUUUGUUUACAGUACAUGAAAAAAAGCAUAUUAAACAAACAUAUGAUCCAUGUGUUAUUAAGAUUCCAGGACUAUGUUCUAUAGUCUCAACACCAUAUUUUUUAACCAAAGGAGUAUUACCUCUUUCAGCAGAAGAAUCAAAUGUUCCAGAAUUUUUUUUUAAUAUCCCGGAUUUUCAAGGAGAAGUGUAUUUUUAUUUUCAUUCAGCAGUGACAGGGAAAGAAUUAGGUUGUUUAAAAACAGAUAUUGUAAAUAAACAAUCAUUUCAUAAUAAUAUUAUAACAUGGAUAUGUCUUGGAUUUCUUGGGCUAUCUGCUUUUACAUCUUUUAUGGCAUUUUCUUCUCAAUCUAGCUUUUCAUAUGCUUUGCUAGCAGCAUCUCAUUCUAUUCCUGGGCUAUUAACAUUUUGGAGUUAUUUUCAAUUUUUAGCGACUAUUGCAAUGGAAAAUGUAGUAUAUCCGACUUCUUUAAUAGCAUGGGCUUCCAAUUUUUCAUUUUCUCUUGGGCUUAUUGAAUAUUUUCAGGAACUUAUAUAUCUUUUUAAUAAAUUUGCGGAGAAACAUAUACAUCUCAGUUUAGGAAAUGCUAAAGGAAAAGAAAAUAACAUUAAUUUUUCAUUAUCAAACUCUCAUCAAGGUAUUCAAGGACAACUUAAUUAUUUGAAAAUAGCUAACACUAAUGCGUUUAUAAUAUCAAUUAUUUGCUUUGUUUCAGCCGUUAUAGGAUUUCUUAUCAUUUCUACAAUUGUAUGUUUUAUUACGAGGAUUAUUAGACGAAAUGAAAUUUUUAUUCGAAGAAACUGGAUGAAUUUUAACCUUUUGUCAAUUUUAAGAUUGCUUGUUAUUAAUGUUUUUGGAAUAUCAUUUAUUUCUAUUUAUCAGCUAGCACUACAUGAUGCUUAUCAGCCUAAAAUACUCUCUGCGUUUUCGCUACUUAUAUUUGUGGUACCAAUAUUAAUUCUAAGCUUAUUACAUUUCUUUCGUAGUCAUUUUAGAAGAUUGGAUUCAGAAAUGACUGCUAAAUACUGGGGCUGGCUUAUCGUUGAAUAUAAUUCUAAAAAACAACAUUUUUAUCUUGUUUUUCUCACUUAUUCUCUUUGUAAAGCAAUUCUUUUAGGACUUUUCAACUUUCCAUCUAAAUCACAAACAAUCUCACUUUCUAUAGUCGAAUUAUUACAUUUAUUAAGCAUAUUAAUAUUAUUUCCUUUCGAAUCUAUUAGAGCGUAUAUUCUUGAAUUGCUUCUUGGAGCAAUUAAAACAUCAUGUUUAGGAAUCAUUAUUACAUUUUCCCUUAAUAUAUCGGAAUUAUUACGAGCAUUGUUAGGAAUGACAAUUAUAAUGAUAUCUACCAUAGGCUUAUUGACUUUGUUCAUUUUUACUCUAUGGAACUUCAUUAUCGUUUCUUUUUUAGCUAUUACCAAAGAUCAUAUUAAUCACCACUCUUUUAAAACAAACACUCUAUCUGAUAAAAUUCAUAAUUAUAAACAAAAAGUCUUUAAACAAAACAAAUUCGGAAAAGUUUUUGGUUAUGAUCAAUAUCUUUAUCCAGAAAAACAAUAUUACACUUAUUCUUCACAAAGUUCUAACUCUACUGCUCAUAAUUCCGAACAAUAUUAUAUUAAACAAUAUCAAAAGUAA